Messenger RNA from Mauremys mutica (yellowpond turtle), 7558 nucleotides. Its product is annotated as trifunctional purine biosynthetic protein adenosine-3-like. Lineage: Eukaryota; Metazoa; Chordata; Testudines; Geoemydidae. The record is from RefSeq and is a predicted model, not a curated record. Gene Ontology annotation, molecular function: metal ion binding; phosphoribosylformylglycinamidine cyclo-ligase activity; phosphoribosylglycinamide formyltransferase activity. Gene Ontology annotation, cellular component: cytosol. The transcript is spliced from 22 exons. The coding region runs from base 557 to 3733 and encodes 1058 amino acids. Gene Ontology annotation, biological process: adenine biosynthetic process; 'de novo' IMP biosynthetic process.
GCCAGGCCAGCUGUUAAUUGAUCGUGGUUAGAAACAUGGUGACUUGGAAAGAGCUGGGCAUUCCUUAUCCCGGGACAGGUGCUGCUGGGAGAACGGACUCCCCGUGAUGUCAAUGAGCGCUUCAGGCUUAGGCGAUGCCUUCCGUCGAUCUCUUUGCUCGCUAACAAAUGAACUCUGCCUGGUAGACGCUGAACUUUCAUAUCUUUUAGGCAGUAUAGAUAUGAUGAAGUGUGGUUUGUGCAGCGGUAGUUGCACUGAAGCAUAAUGGUAUCUUUUGUGGGGGAGCGGAUUCAGUUUAUCUGUGGAUGGAAUAUUGGUUUCAAGAUAAUGUGUGCCAAACUCAGACGUGAUGUACAUGGGGGUACAGCCAAGCUCUAAGAUACAACUGUAUUUGCUCCAAUCCCUCAGACAGAGACAAACACAAGAUCUCUAUCAAGCGUUCUUAAAAUUACAAUAUCCGCUUGGUGAAGUGAAGAAACAGAUUGAUAGAGCCAGAAAAGUACCCAGAAGUCACCGGACUCUGAAAUAAGUACAGUGACUGGCUCUUCACAGACUGAUGGCUGAUCGAGUGCUUGUGAUUGGCAGUGAAGGCAGAGAGCACGCUCUGGCCUGGAAAUUGGCACAAUCUCCACAUGUAAAACAAGUGCUAGUUGCUCCAGGAAAUGCAGGAACAGCCAAUAAUGGAAAGAUUUCAAAUUCAGCUGUGUUAGUCAGCAAUCAUACUAUCCUUGCCCAGUUCUGCAAAGAUCAUAACAUUGGACUUGUGGUAGUUGGACCAGAGGCACUCUUGGGAGCUGGAAUUGUGGAUGACUUGAUGUCAGCUGGAGUUAGAUGUUUUGGUCCCUCAGCCAAGGCAGCUCAAUUAGAGACCAAUACAAGCUUUGCCAAAGCCUUUCUGGAUUGUCAUAGGAUCCCAACAGCAAGAUGGAAAGCAUUUGAUAAUCCUCAAGAAGCUUGUAGCUUUAUUACCAGCACAGACUUUCCUGCACUGGUUAUAAAGGCUAGUGGCCAAGCCGCUAGAAAAGAAAUAAUUAUUGCAGCCAGCAAAGAGGAAGCCUGCAGAGCUGUGCAAGAGAUUUUGCAGGAUAAAGUGUUCGGAGAGACUGGAGAGACCGUUGUCAUUGAAGAACUUCUUGAAGGGGAAGAGCUAUCUUGCUUGUGCUUCACUGAUGGUGUCACUGUUGCUCCCAUGCCACUAGUCCAGGCCCACAAACAGUUAAUGGAUGGAGACCAGGGCCCAAACACUGCAGGGAUGGGAGCUUAUUGCCCAGUACCACAGAUUCCUGAAGCUCUUCUAGAGAAAAUUAAAGACUCUAUCCUGCAACCCGUUGUUGAUGGUAUGAGACAAGAGGGAACAACAUAUGUAGGUGUGCUGCAAACAGGAUUAAUGCGUACUAAAGAUGACGUGAAAAUUAUAAACUUUAACUGCCACUUUGGUGACCCACAGUGCCAGGUAAUUCUUCCACUGCUUAAAAAUGACUUUUAUGAAGUGAUUCAAGCAACAAUUGAUGGCAAACUCUGCAGCUGCAUGCCAGCUUGGUCAGAAAACCGUACUGCUGUGUCUGUGGUUAUGGCAAGUGAAGGGUACCCAGGAGAAUAUGUCAAAGGCAUGGAGAUAACAGGACUUCUACAAGCGCGAGAGCUAGGGGUGAAGGUGUUCCAUGCAGGCACAACCAUGCAGGAUGAUAAAGUGGUGACUGACGGUGGCAGAGUCCUUACAGUCACGGCUAUCAAGGAGGAUCUGAUGUCAGCACUGGAAGAAGCCAACAAAGGAGUAGAAGCCAUACGGUUCCAGGGUGCCAUUUACAGAAAGGACAUUGGUUAUCAGGCUAUAGCUUUUCUGCAGCAGUCUGUAGGCCUGAUAAAUGGUGACGUAAGUGUAGAUGCUAUAACCAGCAGUGCUUUGAUUAAUCAAUCUGAACCACCAACUGCAACUGGUAGUAGAUCAGAGUUACCUAAAAGUUGUCCUGGGCAUUUUUUGUACUUGGCAGGCAGCCAUGCAGAGCUGGGAGGCUCUGCUGAUCUCUUUGACUUGAAAGCAUCUGGUUAUGAUGAUCCUAUCUUGGUAUCUCGAACUAAAGGCAUUGGAACUAAACUGCAGGUUGCACAGAUGUGUAAGAAACAUGACACCAUUGGCCAGGACUUGGUUGCCAUGUGUGUCAAUGACAUCCUGGCUCAGGGAGCAGAGCCCCUCUUCUUCCUCGACUAUUUUGCCUGUGGGAAACUUGACUCUGAAGUGGCUCAGGCAGUCAGAGCGGGCAUAACUGAAGCUUGUACAAAGGCAGGAUGCGCUCUCUUGGGAAGAGAUACUGCUGAAAUGCCAGGCAUGUAUUCGCCUGGAGAGUACAACCUUGCUGGCUUUGCAGUUGGGGCAGUGGAACGAGGCCAAAUGUUCCUGCAGCCGGAGAGAGUUGCUGAGGGGGAUGUCGUCAUUGGACUAGCUUCUUCUGGGAUUCACAGCCAUGGCUUUAACCUUGUAAGGAAGAUUCUCUUAAUGUCUUCCCUACACUACUCGUCUCCAGUACCUGGUGGACGUGGCGACCAGCCAUUAGGAGAACUAUUGCUAACUCCAACCAAAAUCUACAGCAAGGCUCUCUUGCCUGUCCUUCGUUCAGGGCAUGUGAAGGCCUUUGCCCCUAUCACUGGCGGGGGGUUACUGGAAAGCAUUCCCAGAAUCCUAUCUGAAGCAUUUAGUGUAAUUUUGGAUGCUUAUAGUUGGCAGAUACCUGAAAUCUUCUCCUGGCUCCAAACAGAGGGAAACCUCUCAGAAGAGGAGAUGGCCCGAACGUUUAAUUGCGGGAUCGGUGCUGUCUUGAUGGCAGACAAGGAGCUGGCUCAGCAAGUUCUGAAGGAUGUACAGAGGCAUGAGGAAGCCUGGCUGAUUGGAAAUAUAGUCCCAAGCCACACAGGAUCUUCUCAUGUCAAAGUCAAGAAUCUCCUUAAAGCCUUGCAGUUAAAUAGAUCCCAGUGUCUGCAGAAUGCUGCUGCUAUGGACAGUCACCUGCAUGUUGAGCCCCCAAAAAGCAAAGUGAAAGUAGCUGUUCUCAUCUCUGGAACGGGUACAAACCUUGCGGCACUUAUUGCAUAUGCAAAAGAACCAGCAAGCUGUGUACAGAUAGCUCUUGUCAUCUCUAACAAGUCUGGAGACGUGGAAGAAUUGAGAAAUGCAGCCCGGGCUGGGAUUCCCACCAGGGUAAUUGACCAUAAAUUGUAUGGAAGCCGCUCUGAAUUUGACCACACAAUUGACCGAGUCCUUGAAGAAUUCUCUGUUGAACUGAUCUGUCUCGCAGGAUUUAUGAGAAUUUUGUCCAGUGCUUUUAUCAGAAAGUGGUAUGGUAAAAUUUUGAACAUAUGUCCAUCACUAUUACCUUCAGUCAAAGGGGGAAAUGCCUAUAAGCAGGUGCUACAAGCAGGAGUCAAAGUCACUGGCUGUACAGUACAUUUUGUACUUGAGGAAGCUAAUACAGGAGCAAUAAUUCUCCAGGAGCCUGUCUCUGUGAACACAGAUGAUACCGAGGAGACCUUGUUGGAAAGGGUGAAGGAAGCAGAGUGCCGAGCCUUUCCCAUUGCCUUGCAGCUGGUGGCCAGUGGAGUGGUGCGACUAGGAGCAGAUGGUAAAACCUGCUGGAAACAAGGAACCCAAAGCUUGACUCAUCAUGAAAAGCAAGAUUGCAUUUCCUCCACUACUACUCUGAAGCCACAACAGUACAAUAGGCUACAGUCAAAUGCAUGAAUGUUUUACUCAUUGCUCACUGGUUUUUCUCUGUCUGUUGUUUCUUCUGUCCUGAUUUCAGGCAGACCAGUUUCAUAUCUUUCAUUCACAACCGGAGAUAUAUCUUCCCCAAUCUAAAGUUACAAUUCCUUUGCUAAAUCAGUGUUGGAACCUAAAUUACCACGUUGGGUUCGUGCAUGUUCAGCUGUUUGUUAAAGGAAUAUAUAUAUGUAUUCAUAAAGCAAAGAACCAGAGAAUUUAAGGUGUGAAAAUAACAAUGGUUUAUAAGGGAAAUCUAGUUUUGUCAGUAUCUCCUUUUGAUUGUUAAUCUGAUUCCAGAAAACCAUGAACUUCACAAAUCAACCCUAUAUGAAUUGAAGCAAGGACAGUGGGGCAAGCUAUCACUAGGCAUUCUACCACCAAGGGCAGAUCCAGUCAGAUCAAAAUUAGGUCCCUACUUGACAGGUGAGGGAGAUGGAAAAAAAUUAGGCAGCUUCUUAGAGGAAAAGUGCUAAUUUUGUAGAAAGAGGUUGGUGUCUCAGUGAGUAGUCUCCCCUUUCCAUCGCCAUGGUUGGAGGCUCCUGGGUGUGUCUCUGUCUUCUCCCUGGUGGUCUGUAGCUCUAUGUGAUGGGGAGUGAGCCUGGUUGUUAUGGCAGAGAAGGGGGAAAGAAGUGUUAAUUUGAUCAAUGGUCAACUCCAUCUGCCUGAGAAGUCAGAGACAAAAAUUAGCACAACUAGGUUUAGACAUUAGUCACAUUUCUAGAAUUAGGAUCAAAGCCUCCGCUACUAGCAGUUCCUGGGGCCCUACUCUCAAAUAGGUAAAAAUGCAGACAAAAAGUUGGAAGUGCCCAAUUUUAUGGAAACCAUUGAAUUGUGUUUUCUGCAAAAUUACCUAUGAACUAAAGUCCUCAUUAAAGGUGGAGCCAGCUGACAAGUAGCAGGCCCAAAAGCCAGCUGUAACAAGGGUAACUGACUUUGAGGGAAAAUUUUACAAAAUGGAUUACAUUUUUGUCAAGCAACCUUUAUCUUGUUUAAGUUCUCAGGGAGAAGCUAUUAUCCCUAAUCUUUCCUUCUCAUGUUGUAGAAGCAUGUUUUGAAAGCACAAUGUCAAAGCACAAUCCAAUUUCUUGAGUGGGAAGGGCAGUUUCCAAAUAUUUUAAAACAUUACACAGAAGAUUACCAGUAUAUAUUGAAGAAUCUUUUUGGAUCUUGUUAAGGAUAGUGAGAAGGACCAGAAAUGUGCAUUUUCCAGGUUUCUGAUAGCAAGGAGAAGAAGGAGAAAUCAUCCUCUAAGUGACUGGGUGCACAUACAUUCCACUGUAAGAGCUUGUCUUCACUACAGGGGUAAGUCAAUCUAAGUUAUGCUACAUGAAUAACGUAGCUGGAGUCAACAUAGUUUAGGUCGACUUACCCCGGUGUCUUCACUGCACUGCGUCAAUAGGAGACGCUCUCCUUCUGUCUUACCUUAAUCUUUUCGGGGAGCUGGAAUACCGGGGUUGGCCAGAGAGUGCUCUGCAGUCGAUUUAGCGGGUCUUCACUAGACCCACUAAAUCAACCCCUGCUGCAUCGAUUACAGCAGUGUCGAUCUCCCUGUAGUGAAGACCAGCCCUAAGGGUGUGCAUGCCCAAUAUACUUGAGACAGACUUUUGCCACCCAUUCCAGCAGGCAGUGCACAUGUCCCCCACUAUCCUCUGGCCCUGAGUGGAGGGUAUAAACUUAAGGGCUUUUGACUGAGCACCAUGAGGCCAAGGAAUGAGGUGCUAUUAGCUUUUAUAAAGCUGCCUGUUGGUGAGAGAGAGAUUGAGAGCCUUGCUAGCAGGACUGGUAACUGGGGAACCUGAGAGCUGGCACCCAUAGGUAGUAGGGGACUGCCCAGGCCUGGUUCUGGUGUGCAAGUAUUCUUGCUUAUCCCUAGUGCCCCCUGCACAAGAGCCAGGCUGCUCCUACACCAAAGGGACUGCUUCCUCCUAGCAUCCCCUUGCCAGGGGGUGGGCAUCCCAUGAUGUGGGCCUGAGAGAUGCUGGGCAAACCUAUCUCCCACUAAAGUCUGUUUGGGCGACUUUGACUUUCUUGUAGUAUCUAGUUAGUUACCAGAUAAAUAAGAUUGGCAUUGUGAGACCUAAAAUGGGCUUCAUUCCAGGGCCAGGUUCAGAGACCCUUUUACACACCGACUCCCAUCUUACUCUACAAGUAGCCCCGUUGAUGUCAGUGGGACCAUUCAUGGAGGAAGGUGCUACCAAGUUUUCUCUUUCACCUUUUCAGGUUCAUGGAGGAUUUCUCCACCCCAUUCUUUUCCUGCUUUAUUCCAGCCAGGGUGGGGAAUGGAGUAUGAUCUAAGAGCGACCAGACUCUGAACUGGUCUGAUCUCCCCAGUGGGAGUGGCAAGUGCUCGGUAUCAGGCAGGAGAAGGCCCAUUACAAGCAAAACUGCUUAGGUAAUAAUUGGAGAUAUACCAAUCUCCUAAAACUAGAAGGGACCUUGAAAGGUCAUUGAGUCUAGCCCCCUGCCUUCACUAGCAGGACCAAUUUUUGCCCCAGAUCCCUAAGUGGCCCCCUCAGGGAUUGAGCUCACAACCCUGGGUUUAGCAGGCCACUGCUCAAACCACUGAGCUAUCCCUUCCCCUUCUAACCUUUGGCUUCAUCCUGUUUCCAUAGAAGUCUGUGGCAACUUUCCCACUGACUUCCACAAAACAGGAUUAAGCACUUAAUUCCGUGGCAUCCUGUUUACUGGAGUGGGGGGAUUGUUCUUCACAUUGCAAGGAAAGCAAAUCCCGUUAUAGUCUCUCAGUGGGCAUCACUAAAGCCUGGCUUUGCAGCGUCAGAGAAUAUUUAUACUGCACAGUGACACUGCCCAGCUGGAGUCAUUUAGUCCACCUGGAUGAGCUUGCUCUUAAAACGAACCUUUCUCUAGGAAAGCAGCCCACGAUGAACGGGGAAAACUGACUUUCAGAGAUGCUGAGCUGCUAGUGUUAAUUUAGAACCCAGAUGUUUGCAGUAGUUCAAAUGAUCCUUUCCAGGGUUACUUUACUUUGCACGUGCCAACCCUGUGUUUCAACUGCCAUUGGGCUGCCUUUUCUUUGCCCUUUCUUGGGUUCUUCUGCAGCUCCUCACUCUUGACUAAUUUAAUUUUGUGCCAUCAGCAAAUGUUACCACCUCAGUUCCCACCCGCCCUUUGCCAGAUCAUCAAUAUUUAUUGAACACCAGCCCAGGUACUGGAUCUUGGCCCAUCCCCUACUGUCAGCCUGGUGCCAUGUUGAAAAUUGACCAUUUCUUUCCAUUCCUAUGUUAGUUUUACUGCAACUUAGUCCUUCCUCUUUUCAGCCACUAGGGGCACUACCUGCACCCAGAAUCCUAAACAAUAGCCAAGUGGUAAAUUCAUGAUGUAUACUGGAUUCAUAGAUUCCCAAGGCCAGAAGGGAGCCUGGUGAUCAUCUAGUCUGACUGCCUGUAUAGCACAGGCCAGAGACCUGCCCCACAAUAACUCCUAAUUCCUCGUUUCUAGAAAAACAUCCUGUCUUGAUUUAACAAUUGCCUGUGAUGGAGAAUCCUCUCCGACCCUUGGUAAAUGUCCCAAUGGUUAAUUACGCUGACUGUUAAAAAUGUACCCCUUUUUCCAGUCUGAAUAUUAAUACUAAUACACCUCUACCCCGGUAUAACGCAACCAGAUAUAACAUGAAUUCGGAUAUAACGCGGUAAAGCAGCGGGGAGCCCCGGGCCCUUUAAAGCGCUGCCUGAGCCCUGCUGUUUUACCAGGUUAUAUGUGAAUUCGUGUGGAGCCCCGAGCCCUUUAAAUCCCUGCCCGAGCCCAGCUGUCGGAGUCCCGGGGCUCUGGCAGCCACGCUCGGGU